AUGCCAGAAGAACUCCGCGACGCCGCGGGCACCCCCGUCCGGGGCAUCCAAGACCACGCCCUCAUCGGCAACCUCCGCACCGCCGCUGUCGUCUCCAUCGACGGCUCCAUCGAGUCCAUGUGUGUCCCCUACUUUGACUCGCCCUCCGUAUUCGCCCGGAUCGUCGACGCGGACAAGGGCGGACAUUUCUCCAUCACCCCCACUUGGACAUUCAAGACCAAGCAGGCCUACGCCCCCAACUCGAAUGUCUUGAUUACAAAGUUUCUAAACGAGGAUGGGGUGGGAGUCAUGACGGAUUUCUUGGUGCCCAAGGGGGCUAACAAGAGUGGGAGUCAGAGCAGGGCGUAUCUGCCCUGGUUGAUUAGGAAGGUGGAGAGUAUUAGGGGGAAGGUGCCGUUUAGGUUGGAGUGUGCGCCGGCGUUCAAUUAUUGCAGGGACAAGCACACGACCGAGCUCGUCGAAGACGACACAGUCUCAGACGGCCGCACCGGCACGAAAGCCGUCUUCACCGCCCCCUCUUUGACCAUGGACCUGCGCUACCUCCCCUUCUCCUCCGACACCUGCGUCUCUGACCCAUCCAUCAAGCUCAACGUCGAGUCGCUCAAGAACCGCGAAUUGCUCGGACCGUCCGUCACGUCCGAUUUUGAGCUCGAGGAGGGCCAGGCGGUCUACUUCGUGUUUAGAGAAGUGGGCAAGUGGGAGUACUCGACCGAGGAGCACCAGAAGGUCGCGAAUCCCAAUGAGAAGCGGGCGGAGGAGUUGGGCGUGCCGAUGCAGGCGUUGUUGGAGGCGAGUAGCAAGCUCCGGCCAAAGGAGAAUCCGAUUCUCAGCAAGGCCCUUCUCAAUGCCCUGCUUAGAGACACAAACAAGUACUGGCAGACCUGGAUCGCCAGGUCCAAGUACACCGGCAGAUGGAGGGAGGCGGUACACCGGUCUGCCCUUGUCCUCAAAAUGCUCGUCUUUGAAGAGACGGGCGCCAUCGUCGCCGCGCCUACUUUCUCCCUUCCCGAGCAUGUCGGCGGGCAGCGGAACUGGGACUACCGAUUCACCUGGAUCAGAGACACCUCGUUCAGUCUGUACGCGCUCAUCCGGCUCGGCUUUACCGAGGAGGCAAACGCAUACAUGGAGUUCAUCCUCGCCAGACUGCGGGAGCGCAACUCAGACGGCUCGCUCCAGAUCGUGUAUACCAUCCACGGUGGGAAAGACCUCGAAGAACUCACCCUGGACCACCUGAGCGGACACAAGGGGUCCAAGCCCGUCCGGAUCGGGAAUGGAGCGGCGGACCACAAGCAGUUGGACAUUUACGGAGAGCUCAUGGACUGUAUCUACCUCGCUCAGAAGUACUCCAAGCCCCUUCACUGGGACUCGUGGGUUGCCGUGAGGCAGGUAGUGGACUUUGUCUGUACACAAGUGGGCACGACCGAUCUUUCCAUCUGGGAAGUCCGAGGCGAAGAGAAGCACUUCCUCUACUCCAAGGUCAUGAUGUGGGUCGCGAUCGACCGCGGGCUCCGACUUGCCGACAAGCGGAACUUGCCCUGCCCGAACCGGGCCAAAUGGCUCGAUACGCGCGACAAGCUGUACGAGGAGAUUCAGGACAAGGGGUUCAAUAAGGAGAAGGGGCAUUAUUCGCAGUGCUAUGAGGUGCCGGAAAGUCUGGAUUCGGCUGUUUUGAUCAUGCCCCUCGUCUUCUUCAUGGACGCCUCGGACCCCCGUUUCCUCUCUACUCUGGACCAAAUCCUCAAGACGCCCGAGAAGGGCGGUCUGACCGCCAACUCGUCGGUGUACCGAUACAAUGCGGCGCAGUCGGACGAUGGGGUCGGAGGAGAGGAAGGCGCGUUUAGUUUGUGCACGCUUUGGUGUGUUGAGGCGAUGACUAGGGCGGGGGUGCAUGACAAGAACUAUUUGGACAAGGCAGUCAACAUGUUCAUGGACUUCCUCGGAUACGGAAACCAUGUUGAGCUGUACAGUGAGGAGAUUAGUGCAGGAGGCGAAGGGCUCGGCAACACACCCCAAGCAUUCUCUCACGUCACUCUCAUCUCGGCGGCGUUCAACCUGGAUAGGGCGCUCGGGGCGUAA
Messenger RNA from Dioszegia hungarica, 2076 nucleotides. Its product is annotated as Six-hairpin glycosidase-like protein. Gene Ontology annotation, biological process: carbohydrate metabolic process. Lineage: Eukaryota; Fungi; Basidiomycota; Tremellomycetes; Tremellales; Bulleribasidiaceae. Gene Ontology annotation, molecular function: hydrolase activity, hydrolyzing O-glycosyl compounds. The coding region runs from base 1 to 2076 and encodes 691 amino acids. The transcript is spliced from 14 exons. The record is from RefSeq and is a predicted model, not a curated record.